Molecule: messenger RNA, 405 nt
Organism: Penicillium lagena
Lineage: Eukaryota; Fungi; Ascomycota; Eurotiomycetes; Eurotiales; Aspergillaceae
Exons: 1
Coding region: 1-405 (134 amino acids)
Molecular function (GO): zinc ion binding; carbonate dehydratase activity
Source: RefSeq, a predicted model, not a curated record
AUGGAGGUUCACUUUGUGUUCGAGAACACGGCCGGCGAUGUUGCCGUUGUUGGCUUCUUCUUCCAGCUCUCUCAGUUCGGCUACUCGUUCCCUCUGUUCGACUCUGUUUUCGCUCACAUCGAUGAUAUUGCCGCCCCUGGUACCUACACCCGCACCGACAAGCUGAACUUCGCUGGUCUGAUCGACCACUUCGACAACCACGGUGUCUACUACUACUCUGGCUCCCUCACCACUCCUCCUUGCACUGAGGGUGUUGCCUGGUACAUCUCCACUGAGCCGCUUCCUCUCAACGUGCAGAGCUACAACGCUGUCAAGAAGGUGCUCAAGUUCAACGCUCGCUAUACUCAGAACGCCCUUGGCCAGUCUAACCUGCUCGAGGUUGCUGCUCACUCUCUGAACAACUAA